AUGAGGAUCGCGUGCCUUCAGUUUAACCCCCAAGUGGGCGACGUCAACAACAACUUGACGAGGGCCGAUAGGGUCUUGAGUCGGGCGAAUCCCGAGAAUCUGGAUCUAAUCGUCUUGCCCGAGAUGGCCUUUUCUGGCUACAACUUCAAGUCCCUCUCCGAGAUUCACUCCUACCUCGAGCCCACCGGCGCCGGCAUAUCAGCGCUCUGGGCUCGCACCACCGCCCUGAAGCAUAACUGCCACGUUGUCGUCGGGUACCCGGAAAAGGCUGACGUUACCCACAAGUGGCCCACAUCUCCCGAGUACUUCAACUCCGCCAUCAUGAUAGGUCCGGACGGCGACGAUGUUGCCCAUUUCAGGAAGACCCAUCUGUACUACACCGACGAAACUUGGGCGCUUGAAGGGGAUGGCUUCUUUGGGGAUCAUGUCACGGGGCUGGGUCAAACGGCGAUGGGCAUCUGCAUGGAUAUAAAUCCCUACAAAUUCCAGGAGCCAUGGGACAAGUUCGAAUUUGCAUAUCACGUCCUCGACUCCGACGCGAACCUUGUCAUUGUGUCCAUGGCAUGGCUCACUGUAGAAAAUGAGAGAGAGUUCGGCGCCCUCCCUCACGAGCCCGACAUGAACACCCUGACAUAUUGGGCUAUGCGCAUGGAGCCCAUUAUCCGCGCCGAAUCCAAUGACGAAAUCAUCAUCGUCUUCGCCAACCGAUGUGGUUCAGAAGCUGAUGCUUUGUACGCCGGCACCAGCGCCGUUAUCGGCAUCAAGGACGGCGAGGUGAACAUUUACGGAAUUCUCGGACGCGGCGACAAGAAGCUCCUUGUUGCUGAUACAAACCAGCCCCCGAUCGCCAAACUUGUUUUGACUCAACAAGGUGGUUCAAUCCGGCCUCUUACGGUCGAGACAGACGGUGCCUCUGUGCAUAGCACAACCGUCUCUACCAACCAUAAGCGGGAGUACGAGGAAGUGGCCGGUCCUCGCCGCAGGCCCUCGGAAGACCUGACAGCCGAUUGGGUAGCGACCCAAGUAGCGAAAUCCAUUGGAGCUAUCGACCCCAAGGGAAAGGGAAAGGAGAAAGUACCCAGCUCAGCACAUGAGACUACCAUCGUCCCAGCAGAGGUAGCUUCUACCCUCCCUCGAGCCGCAUCUUCGGGUGCCGGCUCAAAUUUCACGUACGAGUCUUCCAGAAUUGGGAAGAUGGCUCCGCCGAAGCUCACAAUCCCCGAAACACCCUCACGAACAACGUGGCACAAGACCGAUUCUGCCAAAGUAACAACCCCCAUCCAUAGAUCUUCUCGGACACCUAUUCACAAACGCCCAAAUGGCGAUCUUACAUCACGCGACGGCCACGAACGCCGAUCGAAGCUCCCAGACUCGGCUAUUGUCGUAAGCGCGGUCGAGCCGUCAAGCAUAGCGAAUGCCCUGUUCAGCCCACACGAUUCGGCCCUCGGCCGCGCGACGCCUGAAGUCCUCGCCUCCCAUGCCCAUCGUAAGUCAUCACGGCGAUCAUCCAAGCCAAAAGACGGAGAUUCCCGUAACCAUAGAUCUUCAUCAAGAUUGCAAAGGGAAAAGGGACUUAAGCUGAAAACGGGGUCGACGCCGGCCGUACCCGAAGACGAGGGCGACGGAGGGCUGACGCAGGCGAAGCUCGACGCGCGGUUCAAGGAUAGUCCCGUCUCGAGGCGGCCGAAUUCUUCGAUUCUGUCGUAUUGGUUCGAGACGUUGCCGGAAAGUUUGCCGCUAGUGCCGAGCGGAUCGCCGACGGAGCCGAGGGCGCCGUCUGUUUCUCUAGCGGAGUUUGAGAGGGGUAGGGCUACGCCGGCUGUUGCUCCGCCUACGCCUGCGGCAGUUCACGUUCCGGCGAGCGCUUCGAGUGUUUGUCACCAUUGUGGGCAGAGCGUUCUGAGCGAUAAGGGACGUUCUAGAGUAGAUAGUAGUCAAACCCAGGGGAGUCCGGAUGAGAUGAAGGUUUCGACGUGGGGAGAGGUGAGAGAGGAUGUUCAUAUGCAGGGGACGUCGGAGCGAUCGCUGUCUACCGAGGGGAAGCCGGGCACGGCUACUGCAGAAGCGAAUGAGGGUCUGAUAUUACUCGCACCUACCGUCUAUCAUGCUGAGGCGAAGGGUGCGGUGCAUUCGGAGGAUAUCCCCAUCAAGGUUGACAUCGAAGGAGCUGUCACUGUGCAUGAGGAGCCCAAGAAGGAGGAUCCAGAAAGGCAAGAGGAUCCAACAAAAUUGGAAGAGCCAGCAAAACUGGAAGAGCCAGCAAAACUGGAACAGCCCGCAAAACCGGAGGAAUCCGCGGCACAAGAGGUCCCCAACAAACAGGGGGGUAUCCAUGGCACCGGUGACAACAAUAACCACGAGUCGCCGAAGCAUUUUACCGUCAACAUAGCGGAUAUCACGACUUCAUUGGAGAAGCACGAUAAAGCAAAAGUGAACGGUGAACGGGAAGAAGAGAGGGAGAGGGAUCCUAUGGCGCCGAGGAUGAGGAUCGUGCCGCCGUCUGUGAAGGGGAUGGAAAAGCCUGCUGUGGUUAUUGUGAGGCCGACGAGUGUUUAUUGGUAA
Molecule: messenger RNA, 2562 nt
Organism: Scedosporium apiospermum
Lineage: Eukaryota; Fungi; Ascomycota; Sordariomycetes; Microascales; Microascaceae
Exons: 3
Coding region: 1-2562 (853 amino acids)
Biological process (GO): protein catabolic process
Molecular function (GO): protein-N-terminal glutamine amidohydrolase activity; protein-N-terminal asparagine amidohydrolase activity
Source: RefSeq, a predicted model, not a curated record